This is a messenger RNA of Durio zibethinus, 1932 nucleotides long. Lineage: Eukaryota; Viridiplantae; Streptophyta; Magnoliopsida; Malvales; Malvaceae. The record is from RefSeq and is a predicted model, not a curated record.
UUCUGAAGUGCCAUAACCGGUUGGUGGUUUGGGUUUCUUUUUUAUUUUUAUUUUUGGUUUUUGGGUUGCUUUCAUGAGUUUGUCUAAGUUCAGUUUCAUGAGUUUCUAUGUAUUGCCUUUUUAUUAUCACCUGGUUGUGUUGCAUGUCAGAUUCCUGUUCUUUUCCUUCAUUUUGGUUCCCUGUUAUGUUCUGUUUUGCAUUUUGGUUGUAGUUAUGACAUUUUAGGAUUAUGGUUCUGCAGAUUUGUAGGUUAUGGAUUAUUUGUCAACUUCAAUGUUGAUUAUAUAUCUCUUUGGUCUUCUGUUCAUGAAUUUUUUGCAGCUUUAAUUGGUUUUGAUUUUGUUUUUUCCAGGUAUUUUUUUUCAGAUAUUUAUUAUGUUUUCAUAAUGGUGCUUCCAUCAUGUUUUUGUCAUUAUUUUAGGUACCGUUCUGGUGAAUAAUUUUCUGAAGCACAUUGAGAUAAGAAAACUUCUGAAUGUAAGAACGAGCCCCAGAAUGCCCUCACAUCUGUUGAAAGGAUUGAAAUGGUAGAGAAUGCUACUGAGUCUACGGACUCACAGUCAACUGAUGCUCCACCUGUUGCUUGCUCAGUUAAACCUGAGUACAUUGCUAUUGUGGAAUGCAAUCUGUUGAAUGCCUGGCCCAGCGUUUUGAAAUCCUUUCCAAAUUACCCUGCUCUGGAGCCUACGUGGUGUGGUAGUUUUGAGAUUCUCGAUUCAGUUUCUCGUAGUGAAUUUUUUGAUGGAUGCCUGGCUCAUCCUCCUGGUAAAGUCCAUCAUAAAGCUUUAGAAUUUUCAAAGCCAAUGCCUGGAGUGCUGUUGUGUACACUGCUUCCUGGUUCUGAUGUUUGGGUGGAUGUUUUUCAUGAUGAUUGUCCAAAUUUGGAGGAUGUUUCUCUGUAUUUUUUCCCUGACAGUUAUGAGAGGUCUAAGCAGCAAUAUACUCACCUAUUGGGUCACAUGGAGACACAAGAUCUGGUAAUAAGGAGCUGUGUCGAUGGUGUAGAGCUGCUGAUUUUCUCAUCUACAAGGUUGCAUGGAGAUUUAUGUGGAUUGAAAUUGAAAUUGAAAUUCUUAUGUGGAGUAUGCCGUCAUUUAAAAAGCAAUACAACAUUUCCUCUGCUUCCUGUCGAUGAUUUGAAAUCUCAAGAAUGCACACAAAAUUUUUAUGUCAAGACCAUUGGCAAGAAGUAUUUACCAAAGGUCAAAACGGAGCAGUUUGAUGUCCUUGAUAUUGGUCCUGUGUUUUCGAGAAAAGCUGCCGAUGAUGCUGCUCCAUGAUAGUCUUGAGAUAGUAGUCAGCAAGUUUAAUGAAAGUGAAAGAUACGGUCAUCAGGUCUAGGUCGAUAGUCGAUUGCGACAGAACUUGUAAGUUUUGACUAGUUCAGGUACUUCUAAAACUGUGGAAGUAAUUGUUCAUACAAAUAACAUGCAAGUGACUAUCUUGGUUGUAGGUAGCUAGGAUUUGUGAAAUAGAUAAAUGGACAAAAAGACGUGACAAUAUAACCUGCCAAACCCUUUUAGAAGAUUGGAAAUUGUAUCAUCUUCUAUGAGGUACCGAUUUAAUGCAUCCUGUUCAAUAAUAUAGUGAUUUUUGGUUGCUGUUGGAGACCAACUUCAAGCAUUAUGUCACAUUGGCAUUUCCUGGCAUUAUGUUAUAUUUGGAUUCAUCUUGUUGUAAGCUAAACAGCUGUGGCCUUUGGAGGUCAUCCGGCCAAUCUUGGAUCGGACCGAUGACCAUCUUCUCGUUUGACAUUGUCUCAUGACCUAUGCAAUAAUAUAGUGAUUUUUGGUUGCUGUUUGAGAUCAACUUCAAGCAUUAUGUUACAUUGGCAUUAUGCUACAUUUGGAUUCAUCUUGUUGUAAGCUAAACAGCUGUGGCCUUUGGAGGUCAUCUGGCCAAUAUCGGAUCGGACCGAUGGUCAUCUUCUC